Molecule: messenger RNA, 450 nt
Organism: Westerdykella ornata
Lineage: Eukaryota; Fungi; Ascomycota; Dothideomycetes; Pleosporales; Sporormiaceae
Exons: 3
Coding region: 59-298 (79 amino acids)
Biological process (GO): mitochondrial respiratory chain complex IV assembly
Cellular component (GO): mitochondrial intermembrane space
Molecular function (GO): copper chaperone activity; copper ion binding
Source: RefSeq, a predicted model, not a curated record
GACAGAGCGCGGAUUUGUAAAGCAGAGAAGGGAACCAUCAACAUCGCAAUACCUCACAAUGGGUUCAGGGCAGUCAACCGUAUCGCAAGCACCGACACCAGCCGUCGGUGCACAAGCCCCUCCCAGCAAUGCCGUGCAGCCCGCCAAACCAAAGCCAUGCUGCGUAUGCUUAGACGAGAAAGCCGAACGGGAUAAGUGCAUGCUCUUUUCCAACUCGGACGACGCCCAGAAGGAAUGCGCCGACCUCGUUCAGAAGUACAAAACGUGCAUGGCGGGCUAUGGAUUUCAAGUGAACUAGAGGCACAUUUUGGGAUUCAUUGCAAGACCUUUCGAGCAUUGUAUACUACCCAGCAUGCACCGGCGUCAACAAGGCAGGACAAGUUCCGCGUCAUAUUGGUGUAUUUCUAGAUUUAUAAUGGUUGUACAUGAAUAAAAUGCGAUAUCUAUCAG